AAAAGCAUUGGGGCAGCCCCCAAGGACUCUUCUAGCAGCAGCAGCAGCCGCCGCCUCCUCAACCGGCAGGGUGGACUCUUAAGAGGAAGGCGCAGACCUUUCGACGUCCUCUGCCUGCUACUGCUGCUACCGCCGCCGCCACCACCACAAUUCCCAUUCACUUUUCCUGCCUCAACGUUCGCCUCAAACUUUGGAUGGGGGGGAGAAAGAGAGAAGGUCAGUGGUCUCCAACCUUAUGGGAGUGAAAGCAGAGAUAGCGGGCAGGAGGGAGAGAGAGGAGGAGGAAAGAGGUCACUAUCACAUGACAAAGUCUUGGAGACAGAUUCAUUUUCCUCUGCCUGUCAUUUCCAUUUGCCGCCUUGGGCCUCUUCUGGAAGAAGUUUACCAAAGUCUGUUUCCCAGACCAUCUUUGUGCCUAAAGAGUUCUCUGUUAUUCUAUCUAGUAAGGCUGUAUAUAUCAAAGAAGCCUCUUUCUGAUCAGUCUCUGGCAUGAGGCGAAAUUAAGGAUGGGUAGACAGGUUCUGCGAAUCUGGUGAGGUGAUGGUCACAGUAAUGAAAGGCAGCAGUAGGAAUAAAGAUCAUUCAACAGACGGAGAGGGGCCUGGGAAACGACCAAAGAGAAAGUGUCUUCAGUGGCAUCCACUACUUGCAAAGAAAAUCCUUGAUUUUUCAGAGGAGGAGGAGGAGGAAGAGGACGAAGAGGACAUUGAUAAGGUCCAUCUUCUUAGUGCUGAUGGUCUUGAGCACGAUGCUGACGAAACAGAAGACGAGGAAUCUUCAGAGCAACGAGCUCGCAGGCCAAUGAAUGCAUUCCUUUUGUUCUGCAAACGUCACCGUUCUCUUGUGCGGCAAGAACACCCCCGUCUGGACAAUCGUGGUGCUACCAAGAUCUUGGCAGAUUGGUGGUCUGUUCUAGACCCUAAAGAAAAGCAGAAAUACACCGACAUGGCCAAGGAGUACAAGGAGGCAUUUAUGAAAGCAAAUCCUGGCUACAAGUGGUGCCCACCUACAAACAAACCUGUGAAAAACCAGUCAUCCACUGUUACUAACCGGAAAAAGCUGUGGGCUUUCCCAUCAGAACCUACAAAAGAUUUGCCAAGUCCCAAAAAGUUAGUGAAGACAGAAGAAAUGCCUCAACUGAACUUUGCAAUGGCAGAUCCUACACAGAUGGGAGGCCUCAGUAUGCUACUGUUAGCAGGAGAACAUGCUUUGACUGCACAAGAGGUUUCUUCAAGUACAUGCCAUUCCAAUGCAUCCAGUUCUACUGAAGGAUGUCUAAAGUCACCAUUGUUUCAAUUUGCUGAGAUUUCCUCAAGUCCAUCGCAACCGGACACCCCUGCAGAUUCAAAAGAAAGUGAGGAAUCAGCACUAUUUCAGUUUUCAGAGCUGGAGAGUCCUGAACCUAUAAAGCACAAUAGGAAGUCGGCACUCUUCCAGUUGGCUGAGAUUUCAUCAAGUACAUCCCAUUCAGGUCCUCCCGAAUUAACAAAGCAGUGUGGGACAUCGGCAUUGUUUCAGUUGGCAGAGAUGUGCCUUGCAUCAGAGGAAGUAAAAGGGAGGGAACCUGGAAAGACAAAACUAGAAGCAUCUAGGAUCAUCAAAGCCCUGGCAGUGCCCAAGGAGGUAAAAACUGAAGAACCAGUGAAGUUGAAAAUAAAAAUUGAAAAAUCUCAAAAGAUUAGGGACCAAGAGCAUGAAAAGACAAAGACUGGAACAUCUGAAGAGAUGACAAGAUGUAGUCACAUUGAAGAUCCUGCUUUGGACAGCACAACAUUAGUUGGACCUGACAGUACAACUGCAAGGGAUCCUGUAGGCCAUUCCCAAGAGCUGACAAUGGCUGACCUCAGCACUUUAGGAUUAAGCAAGCCAGAAAAGUUAAAAAGGAAGAAGAAAAAUAAGCUGGACCGGCAAGCCCUUGAAAAAUGUACCCCUAAGAAGGCUUGCAAAAAAAGGCAAUCUUCUGAGUCAGACAUUGAGAGUGUCAUUUAUACUAUUGAAGCCGUUGCAAAAGGGGACUGGGGGGCAGAGAGAUUCACAGAAGUGUCUCGUAAGAAAGUCCGCCCUUCCUCAACAACGAAGGGAAACAUCUUGGACACAAAGUUACCAAAGAAAAAAGUGAAGUCAAAAGAGAAAAGAGUGUUGAAGGGAAAAUGUGUAGAGACCACCAAAGAAUCAAAGCCUCCUGAUUUUUUUAACAUUACAGAGAACAAGGAACUGCCAUGUGAAGUACCCAAAAUCAUCAAAUUGGAACCGCUAACCCCAGUGGAAGAGACAAUACCACAAAGUUUACCAGAACAGGUCAAGACAGAGGACAGUGACUAUAACAAAAAGACAGAGACCUGUGGCUCAAGAAAAUCUGAGAGAGCUUGUAAGGGUGCUCUGUAUAAAACUCUGGUGUCAGAAGGCAUGCUUACGUCCCUGCGUGCCAACGUUGACAGAGGGAAACGAAGCUCAGGAAAAGGCAGCAGCUCAGAUCAUGAAGGAUGCUGGAAUGAAGAAAACUGGGCAUUUUCCCCUGCUGGGUCAAGUGGGAACAAAAAGCUUAAAAAACCUAAGCCAAAGGAAGAAAUAGUUUUGGGCUUAGCAAAGCUGGAGGAAGAAUUUGAGAAAAAAUUCAACAGCCUCCCUCAAUACAGUCCUGUCACAUUUGACCGGAAAAGUGUAUCUGUUCCAAGAAAAAAGAAGAAGGUUGGUGGCUGCUUAGCAGAUCUAUCAAAAUCUAACAAAGGACACAAAGGCCACAGUGAGCCACUGUGGAAGAAUAAAAAUUCUGUGUCUCUCCUAAACACUCCAGAGUCUGCAACAAUGCAAGAGCCUUUGGUUGGCAGCCAGAAGAGAAAAGCAAGAAAAACCAAGAUCACACAUCUGGUCCGGACUGCAGAUGGCCGAGUCUCACCAGCAGCAGAAGUUCUGGAAGAGAAACCAAAGGAGCAACAGCAGUGUAGUCUUCAGAAAGGAACAACAGGGAUGGACUGCAAUGAGGAAUCCUUACAAAACACGGAAUUGGAGGAAGGCCACAGUAUUACAUCGGACAUGCCAUCUGUCUCUGCAUUCUUUAGCCUAGCUGCUCUGGCAGAGGUAGCAGCAAUGGAAAAUGUGCACAGGAAUCAGAGGACAGCAUCUCUCCCAUGUGAUGGACAGCCAAAAGAAAUGUCUCAGGCUCCAGUGCUUAUUUCCUGUGCUGACCAGUGAAGCUCUACCCUAUUGUAAAACAUUGUGCUUUACUUAAUAUCCUAGCCUUGUCUUUACCAAUGGAUGCUAGUCAGUCCAUGUGAUGGAGGAACCCAUAGACUGAAAAUGAAUGGUUCAUGUUCAGCGUGGCACAGAUUUCACUUAUAGCUUGGUCAGGUCCUGUCCGGUUUGGGGCACAGAAUCUGCUAUAAGGGUGAUUUUAUUUUCUCUGUUAAGGAACAGAAAUGAAAAGAUCCUGGAGCUUUGCUUUCUAUUGAAGGUUUUUAAGGUGGUAUAUACGUAGUUACAUGGAAGAGGCAGACUUUAUUGUAGCUCACACAGCAUCUGUUUUAUCAACAAGAGUAUGGAAAAUAGUUUCAUAUAAUAACUAGCUACUCUAAACAAAAAUACAAAAGGGGGGGUGAAACUGACGCACUGCACUAGUUACUAGAUAUUCUUAGUCCUUUUUGUACAUUAAGAUUUUUUAAGUUCUGAGAUGGUUUAUAUAAUAGGUUAUGCCUACAUUUAUAUUUUAGAGUGAAUUUAAGAACCUCUUUGGAGAAUUCAAGAAAGCCUGGGACAGAUGUACCAUUGUCAGUGGCGUAUGGGUGGCUGUAUGGCCCAGAUGUUCUGCACUUUUUUGAAUUUGCCACCUGGCUGGUAGAGUGUAUUGGCAAAAAAAAGUUGACAGGCCCUAUUUUGCUUGAUUUCUUUUUUUAAAUUAAGCAUACAAUAAUGAGGAUGAGAUUUGCAUUUGAAGCAAAGGUCUGGCACAUUGAUAAGAACAAUACUGCAGAUUACUGAAUUGCCUUUCAAGCCUUGGAAGGUUCAUUUAUUUUUUGGACAGAGGUCGAAAAUGACUAUGUGGGGAACUAACACAGUGAAACAGGAAAAAAAAAUACUAUUAAUAUGUUGUUCAGAAGUGACCUUACACUCUUUCAGUGGUGGUGGUGGGGACUUUCAAAUUAACGUGCACAUUGAUGUACAUAUCAUCCAUUUUACAGACACUGGAAUUGUCAUAAAUACUAUGCACAGUCUAAAUUGGCUUCAUUGGUUGUAUGAAGUGCCAGGGCUAGUUUGGGAUGGUUAAGUGCUGAGUGUUGUAUAAGUGAUGACUGAGAAAUAAUGUUACUAAAUUUAGGCUGUCAAACAGAUCACUUUCCAGUUCAUGUUCUUCGUCUUUAUUCUAUGUUGUGACUUACUGCCAUGCACAUAUCUCAUGCCAGAACAGAAUCCAGCUUUUUUACUCUUUAUUUCUGUUUCUUAACCACUCCUCUUACAUUAGUUGUCUAUGAUCCCACACACCACACAUGGAGCAGUCAGGGCUAUAUGUGCACAGAGCCCUUUUCAAAAACGUUGGCCCCACUAAUCAGCUGCUUGAUGUUAAAAAGCUGAUAGGCAGGAUUUUAGCUUUUGGGGAUAAGCUCCCCCCUCCCCAUGCACAGCUCCAGCUAUUUGAUCAGGGAAGGGAACUGUGCACCCAUCACUUGUUUGUGCACACAGUUCCUCAUCCAGCUAGGGAUAUGCAAAUGGAAGCCUGUUUCCUCACCCAUAUAACCCCUGGCUGGAUCAGGGCAACAUUGUUCCAAACAGCAAAAUAAGCAUUUUUAUUAGAUAUAAAGCUCAACACAGGGUACUUCUUCCACAGCACAAGAUGUUUCCCUACAUAUUUUUCAUCUUAGCACAAAGACUUAACCAAAUGCUAUUGACCAGACCCCAGCAAUAAUUUUCUAUGAGUCUUCUCUCUGGUGGAAUUUUGUGAUAGCGUUUAGUUGAGUGAGACCCUUUUUUAUUGAUUAGGUCUCUAAAUGAUGAGAGUUUACACAAUUUUAUCAGGCUUUCUUAAUUUAUACUUGACAGAAUUGAUAAAGGAUGUGUGCUUUGGGUUUUUGUUUUUGUAAUUGGAUUUAAUAGCCAUAUGAAAAGUGACUCUUAAAACUUGCUUGGCUUAGCCUUUAAUUGUUGUAAUCAAUGCAUGUCUUUCAGUGUCUGUGUCAGAAACAACCUCAAACAGAUUACACACACUUGAUGAUAAUUACAAGGAAAGUGUCACUUCAGCCCAUGUAAAAAAAAAUCAGAGACUCCCUUAAAGAAGAAGGAAAAACACACCUUCGACAAGAAUGAGAAAGUUUCAUGUUUUUUAGAAAAUUCAGGUAGAAGAAUCUACCACGUGCUGCUGGAGCAUGUGGUGCUAUUUUAAUAGUUCAAUUUUGUUAACAUUUUUUAAAUUAUUUUAACAAAACAAAAUGCUGUCAUCAUGCCAUUCUGUUGGACCUAUAUUGUGGUGGCUUUGGGGGUGUAAGACCAUGAACUGGCUAUGGUUCAAACAUUGUAAGUAGCUGAAAUCCAAAUAUCUUAUGGUGCAGCCUCUUCAUCUUGACAGUGGUACUAACAUACAAACUCUGUUGAACCCAUUAGAAUAGAUGCAUUUUUGCUGGAGUAUCAUCAUCCAUCUGCCAUUUAAAUUUCAAUAUUGUUCCUAAAAUAUUUCUUUAUAUGAAUGGUACCUUUGUAAAAGAUGCAUAAAAUUAGCUUUUUUCUAUGUGAAUUAAUAUACCUUGAUUAUCUUCCUUUCUUAAACCUCAUUGACUAUCCCUUAGAUAUGGGACUGGAUUUGAGUCCUUUACUGAAUAAGAGUGUUUUCUGAUGCUUAUAAACCUUUCUGUAGAUAUGCUUAA
This is a messenger RNA of Rhineura floridana, 5849 nucleotides long. RefSeq names its product BBX high mobility group box domain containing (gene BBX). Gene Ontology annotation, cellular component: nucleus. The transcript has 18 exons. Gene Ontology annotation, biological process: regulation of transcription by RNA polymerase II. NCBI's taxonomy places the organism in Eukaryota, Metazoa, Chordata, Lepidosauria, Squamata, Rhineuridae. The record is from RefSeq and is a predicted model, not a curated record. Gene Ontology annotation, molecular function: DNA-binding transcription factor activity, RNA polymerase II-specific; RNA polymerase II transcription regulatory region sequence-specific DNA binding. Bases 541 to 3192 code for a protein of 883 amino acids.